Diprion similis is the source of this 4489-nucleotide messenger RNA. RefSeq lists its product as uncharacterized. The transcript is spliced from 22 exons. Bases 215 to 4489 code for a protein of 1424 amino acids. Gene Ontology annotation, molecular function: protein binding. NCBI's taxonomy places the organism in Eukaryota, Metazoa, Arthropoda, Insecta, Hymenoptera, Diprionidae. The record is from RefSeq and is a predicted model, not a curated record.
AAUAAUUACUAGGUAAAAUAAAAAUCUGUCUGGGUCGAAGACGGUUUCCUUUGGCAUGGAAUCCAUAAGUUAUAGAUGUAUUUUUUAGGGUCUAUAUCGUGAAGAUGAUAGAUUUGGUCCAGGCAUUUAUACCGAUGCCGCAGGUUAUCAGAAUGUUGGUAUUUGGUUAUCUUCUAAAUUAAUUCGGUUGUCCAGAACCUUUGAACCUGAGGAAAUGAUACCUCGUUUGGCCGUUAAAGAUGAGGAUAAAAUUAGAAUUUUACAGUAUCGUCAAAUUGUGAAACUACAAAAGGAUACUGAAAAACAUUUGGCAGAAAACUUAAUCGAAUCCCUUAUGCAUUUACGAAAUUUUGACAAAAAUGCUCUGAAACGAGCCAGCGAACUGUACAACCCACAGUGUAAAGACAACAGGGCGUUGUGGUUCAACAAACCAAGGUACGAUGAGACAUUUUUUGGAAAUGAAACCGAGCAAUUUACAAUAGAUGUUCUUAUGACGGAAGAGGAAAUUCGGUUAAAAAUUGCCGAAAAUGAAGAAAAAAGCAUUACUACUUUGAAAGAUUUGGCCAAUGAUACUACACCACAGAUUCACGAAUCAAAAGUUGUUCGCGAAGUAUUACAUGAUUCGGUAGAUUAUAUUAGAGAUGAUUUCAAUGACGACAAACACGUUGAAAUAUCAAACAAGGAUGAAAAUAAAGAAAACGAAUCUGAUUAUUGCGGUAUAAAGCCAGCACAAAUUCAUUCACAAAUUAUGAAUGGCACGUUGUUCAUGGGCAUAAAUCAUGAAGAACAGUGGAACAUAUUUCAGAACUCUGCUCUCACUAUACCGCCAAAACUUUCAAAGUACGAGAGUUCAGAUGUGAAUUCCUUGCCUGAAGAACAGCUUCAAAGUUUAAGUAAAAAGGAAUCCUCGGUUGAAGAAUUUGAUGACUUUGGACGAAUAAAAAUCACAGGAAUGCAAUACACGAAGAAAGUAUUAGUCACUGACCUGAUUGCUUGGAACAAUAGUCCAAUAUCCAUUGAAGUGCUGAAACACGUUUUCAAGCAUCAUAAGUUUGAGAAAACAUUGAGCUUUGACGUGAGUAAAGUCCUGGCUGGUAGACGAGGUUCAUUCAGACAAGAGGGAGCUCACGAAAAGGCUGCAGUAGACUUAUUGAAAGCAUGCUCCGAUGGUUUUCACAAAAGUAUCAUGGGGUUAAUUUCAUCGCAAAACUUAUACCCAGAUGUUGCUGACAGUAGAGGGAACACAGGCUUGUUAUUUGCAGCAGCCAGAGAUAAAUUGGAAGUGAUAGACGUACUAUUAGAUCUUGGCGCAAAUAUUGACGCCAUAAAUGACGAAUGUUUGACGCCACUUUCCUUGUGCAUCUUACGACUGCUAGAAUUGAUACACGGUGUGAGUAAUUGGUCGGAUGCAUUUUUACCAAAGAGAACGAUUUCCGAACAGACGGUUGACAAUGAUUUUAUGACAUUUAAAAACUAUGAACAGUGGCACGGAAGAAUAAGCUACGAGUCACUCGUGCAACGGACACCGAAACAGAUGGAUUUGACUCCGGCACCAACAAAAAAUGCACUAUCAGAAUUUGAGCCAGAGUAUUUCUCUAAUACUGGCGAAUCAGGGUCAGGUACGAAUGCAAUGAACGCCAUGACAGAUAAUGCAGGUCCAAUAAAGUUAUCAGAUCCCACAAAUCAGCAUAAAAGCAUAGACAGUCUAUUAAACAAAAAACAUGCGGGCGUACAAGAUAAUCAUCACAUAAGUGUAGCAGCUAGUCAAGCACAGAUCCAGAAAUACAUUUUCGACAUGUCACCUAUCAAUGAAAUAUUUGUUUCUCAGAGAGAAUCGAAAAUCGGUAAAACUAAACGCAAAAAUAAAAUUGGAACUAAAACUACAGAUAAUGAAAAGCCAACAGAUAGAAAAUUAUUAUCUAAAAGUACCAAGCCGUUAAUGGAACUGGAAAAAAAUAACAACAAUAAUAAUACAGAAAUCUGUGCAAAAAUCGAAAAAGUACGUGCUACAAUAUCGAAACUUUUACAACGAGGCGCUGAUCCAAACUUUGCAGAAGUACCUUACCCUGUUACAAUCAUGGCAAUUUUUACCAAAACACCAUGUCUUCUCUCAGAACUAUUAGAGUACGGGGCGGAUCCUGAUAUCACAUUAUCUAAAGUUGAUCACUAUUUUACACCGCUGCUGAUCCUGGCUACUCUUCAACCGGCUUACGAAAAUGCACUUAUGGCAAAAGUUUUACUAAAGGCCAAGGCAAAUCCAAGUGUAAGAGCUGAUUCUGACUACAGAUCAGACUUAAUGGAACGUUUGAGACAAAAUAGACGUGCAGAAUUUCUCGACUGUCACCAAGGCAUGACUGCCUUGCAUCUUUUGGCUGUUAGACACGAUAUGGAUGCAGACAAAAAUGAAUACUUAGGGACACUCAUCAAAGCCUUCUAUCAAUAUGGACGUAUCGAAAGCAGUGAUUUAUAUCAAGGACAUUCCCCAUUGUCCUUAGCAAUCUUCGAAGGUAAUUUUGCCGCGGCAAAAGCAAUUUUAAGAUCCACGUACGUCGAUGUCAACGAACAGUUGGGUGUAGAUUUGGGCAAUGCUAUGUUGAUGCUAGAAUCUCGUGUAUUGCAAGAAAUCUUGCCACCUGAACUUUUGCAAAAAUUUCUCGAGCUGCUAUUACAGUACGGAGGCUGUCCAUUUGUGUCAGUUAACGUAUUAGGAGAAGACUAUAACCAAAUAGAAUACGGAAAGAAAGAAUUGAUAAUGUUGUCCAAUCCAGCUGAGAGUACAACAGAAGUUAAAGAGAAAAGAAAGAAGGCAAUUGCGUCGAAAAGAUCCAAAUCCUCAAAGAUAUCUACAGCAACGAAUUUUGCUAAAAGCAUGAAUUUCAUUGAAACAGUGGCUAAGGAAAAAUUGAUAAGAAGAAUCAAAGCAAAUCUUGUUCGAAGCUUGAUGGACUUGCGUAUUAUGCUCUUGCCUUCAGAAAACCGAUUAGCAUUGCUUAAGGAGCCAUUAUUUAAGUAUGCGGAAGCUUGGAUGAAUGCAGAAGAUUUGGCUAUUAUUAUGGAAACUAUGAACUACAGUCGUAGUAACGUCCAGGAAUUAAUGAGGCUCUUUGUAAUGGCACGUAUACCAGCUUACGAAAAAAUGGUACCUGAAAUAAAUACACUGAUAGACAAUGAAACAGAAACAAUAAUGAACAGCAUAAUGCCGCUGUCAGGCCCAAAAAAAAAUGUUGCAUCAGCUGCAGAUUAUAAAGUGGAAAGAGCCAGUUUUGGUACAGAAACCAAGAACUUUGAUUCAAUUGUAGUGUAUCCACCUGAGACAGAUCCUAACAGUAAUAAGUUUAAAGUGUGUUUCGAGUGCCUCGGUAUUCAUGGAAAAGUUUUGAUCGUAUGUCCCAUGUGUAAGCAAUUGUAUUUUUGUUCGCAAGAGUGUAACGAGAAAAAUGUUACACUGGAGGCAAAUCUUCAUCAAUGCCCGAUUUAUUACCAAAAGGAAUGGACCAGACUGGAGAGAAUUGCCAAGAUUUUAGGCACCGACCCAAUAAACUAUAUGCUAGCGAAGUUUGAAAAUCCGAAGCUGUACACUGAUCUUGAAAAAAAAAGUGGACAAUUUAUAGAAGAUAGAGAAAAUCAUUUUGGUGAGCUAAUCGAAAACAAAGCUGAUGGUGAUAAUGUGAAGACUAGAAAAAGGCAACGGCCUAGUCUUAAAUUUGAAGUAAACAAAGAGGGUGAUGGCGGUGAAAUUAAUUCAAAAUUCAUCGUCAAAGGUGGAAGAUUAUUAAAAAACGACAUUGACGAGAAAAAUGUUGGUGAGAUGAAAAUCUUCAGCAAGGAUGUCCAUGAGAGUUAUAAGAAUGUCAAUUUCAAGGAUAAGAAAAUCGACAAUAGCAAUAUGAAAUCAAAGAAGAAAGGAGACAAAACUGGACACGAAACUAUGAGUAAUAAAAUGAAUAGUGAUAAGGUAUAUGAGAUUCUAUUGGAAAAGGGCAAAAAAGAUCAUGUCAGCGAUAAUUACAAAAUUGAGAAUGGUGGCGGUUACGAUAGAAAAUAUAAGGAAACAAGUAAAAAAGGUAUUAAGCUUCGUAAGAACGAAGUCAAAGACAACAGCUCAAAGUUUAAAAAUAAAGGUAGUAAUUCGAAAUGGAAGAAAGUUGAUCAGAGAGAAAAUUACAUUGAUAACAGAGAUCGUGUACAAAGAAAACGCGAGGAUAAACUAAAUAAAGAAGAUUGGAUAAAACACACGGAUAAAAAAACUAAUGAACUGCCAUCACACACUGUAAAAUCAUCAAAUACGAAACACAGACACGUAGUUGAAAAUAAUAUUCCACAAAAAUAUUUCGAUUGGUUACUAAAAAUUAGUAACUCUGUAGGAAGAAAUCUGGAUACUGAUAUGCUUCUACUUCCUUAUGUAGUUUUUGCACAAGGUGAUACAUAUUUCAGAAUACUACCAGGCGAACAAUAUUCCAAGUCUGCAGGAAAUUAUAGUCUGAUUUAA